This is a messenger RNA of Paralichthys olivaceus (Japanese flounder), 1243 nucleotides long. RefSeq names its product acyl-CoA thioesterase 8 (gene acot8). Gene Ontology annotation, molecular function: fatty acyl-CoA hydrolase activity. Lineage: Eukaryota; Metazoa; Chordata; Actinopteri; Pleuronectiformes; Paralichthyidae. The record is from RefSeq and is a predicted model, not a curated record. Gene Ontology annotation, cellular component: peroxisomal matrix. Gene Ontology annotation, biological process: fatty acid catabolic process; acyl-CoA metabolic process.
UUGGCCUGAAGAGGGCAGCAAUGUGUUUUCGCUGCGUCCAGAGUCUGAAGAUCGAGAAGAAGUCUGUAGAGAAACAUGGCAGACAGAGAGGCGGACACUGUCAACGAUGUUAGCGGUCUAAUACAGAGCUGCGAUGGUUCAGGGAGCGCUGGGUCCCCAGAGGAUGAGAGCCCGGACAGGCCUGAGCAUGGAGCGGAAGCCCAGUCCACCAAGGACCUGAAAAGCGUCCUGGUCACCAGCGUUUUGAACUUAGAGAAGCUGGACGUAGACUUGUACAGAGGGACUCAUCACUGGGUACCGCGCUCCCAGCGUUUGUUUGGGGGUCAAAUAAUCGGUCAGGCCCUUGUUGCCGCGGCGAAAUCUGUCGCUGACAACUUCUAUGCCCAUUCUCUUCACUGCUACUUUGUGCGAGCAGGGGAUCCUAAGGUUCCAGUGCUGUACCAGGUGGACCGCACAAGAGAUGGUCGUAGUUUCACAGUGCGCUCCGUGAGGGCCAUCCAGCACGGACAGCCAAUACUGAUCUGCCAAGCGUCCUUCCACAAGCUGCAGCCGAGCCCUGUGCAGCAUCAGUUUACCAUGCCUGUGGUCCCUCCGCCCGAAGACCUCCUCAAUGUGGAGGAGCUUAUUCAUCUUUAUCUCAAUAAACCAGACCUGUCGGAGAAAUUAAGACAAGGCCUUAACAAACUGCUGGCUAAUGAGAUCCCCAUUGAGAUAAAGCCAGUCCAGCCACUACCCUCUUACAGACCUGCUGCCUGUGAGCCGAAGAAGCUGUUCUGGGUGCGAGCACAUGGAUACAUUGGUGAAGGCAACAUGAAGCUGCAUUGCUGUGUGGCUGCAUAUGUGUCAGAUUAUGCAUUCCUGGGCACUGCACUGUUGCCUUACCCCAGCUACAAGGCCCAGUUCGUGGCCUCUCUGGACCAUGCUAUGUGGUUCCACACCACUUUCCGCAGCGACGAGUGGAUGUUGUACGAGUGUGACAGCCCAUGGGCAGGGGGCAGUAGAGGACUGGUUCAAGGCAGAUUGUGGCGAAGAGAUGGGGUCCUGGCUGUGUCCUGUUCCCAGGAGGGAGUCUUGAGAGUGAAAUCCCUCACAGAGCCCAGCAAACUAUAAAAACAUUCCUCAGUCUAAUUUAUGUAUAGCUCCAUGUUGUCCAUUUUUAAAAUAGAUUAAUAUAAUAUAAAUAUAUUGAUUAUGAGGUUUAUGAUUUCUGUAUGAAGAACAUGUUGACAGUCAAUAAAGAAUG